This is a messenger RNA of Fusarium graminearum PH-1, 3063 nucleotides long. RefSeq lists its product as uncharacterized. Gene Ontology annotation, molecular function: RNA polymerase I general transcription initiation factor binding; RNA polymerase I transcription regulatory region sequence-specific DNA binding. NCBI's taxonomy places the organism in Eukaryota, Fungi, Ascomycota, Sordariomycetes, Hypocreales, Nectriaceae. The transcript has 2 exons. The record is from RefSeq and is a predicted model, not a curated record. Gene Ontology annotation, cellular component: RNA polymerase I core factor complex. Gene Ontology annotation, biological process: nucleolar large rRNA transcription by RNA polymerase I. Bases 1 to 3063 code for a protein of 1020 amino acids.
AUGGCUGAGACAAGACGACUCACGGACCUGAUUCACGGUCACGUAGGAAGUCUUACUUAUUUGCCUCCAGAAAAGGCGACAACUCAAGUCGGUACUUUUCACACCAGUCGCAUCACAUCUACAGUGAUUGGGUCUUCAGCAGAGCUGUAUCCGCCUUCAAAGUCUCCAUCUCCAGAAAUCUCUUCCAAUCUUUGGCAGGAACGGAGAAUUCAGAAGCGAUGGCUUCUUCAGGCUCAUCCGGAAGCCUUUAUGGGCAACUCAGCUGUCUCGACACUACUAGAAGAGAACAUGGAUCGUUACUCCAAAGUUGAAGGCGAAAUCAGCGAUCGACCACUGCUUUCUAUCGGCCAAAUGACAAAUAUGUCUGAUCAAUGGAGAGUUGCAGGAUCGCCAAUGCUCGCGGCUGCGACGGGAGAAUCGGGAGAACUACUAAGAUUGGCCCGAAUUGACCAGUCAAAGUGGCAGUGGGGGACUGACAAGCACACGACUCUUCAACCCUCUGUGAUUGACCCCGAUGAUCCUGAAGAGGAGGCUAUCUGGGCCAGCGAUGGCCUACCAAUCUCCCAAGUCAAAUUCGCAACCAGCAUGUCGCGAUACGAUGUUGUCCGUUGGCUUAUAGUUCAGAAGCAUACUUCGACCACUAUUCUCAGCCCGGAGUAUCACAAGGUCCCAGUAGCCCAGUCAUCCACUACCGACCUCAAUAUUCAGCGCCCUCGACUGUCGCGAAUUGAUCCCAACCCAAUUCUGACCAUCUCGCAUAAGAUGACUGGUGGAAAUGCGCAAAUGGACGUUGCGUUUAAUCCGAAUUCCAAAGGCCAACUACCUCAGAUUGCAAUCAUCGACGAGUGCGGAUAUUGGUCGAUAUGGGACACUGUGGGAGGGAGACCAAGAACACGAAUAUCGUCUUGUAAGGUCGGUCACAUUUCAGACGGUUUAUUAGACGAGAUUCCCUCCACAACAGAGCACAAUGCGGAAAAGCACGGCAUUCUAUUUGUUGGUGCCGCUGAAAUGGACAGUUUCUGGGAGGACGAUUCGCAGAGUGCCGACGAGUCUGGAGAGUCGGCAAAGCGGUCAAGCCAUUUGUUGAUAUGGAACAGAGAAAAGUACGAAGUGAUCGAUCUUGAGUCACACAUAGCUCUACCUCAGUUGUCACUCUUGGCUCGUCCAAAGUCUAAGCCUGAUGCGAUUCUUGACAUCCGGGUCAGCCCCGCAAACCAAAAUCACAUCUUCGUCUUGACUAUGCGAAAUCUUUACUGGAUUGACUUGUUUGCGACAAGGAGAGAGGAGGAACCACCAUCACCAAAGCCGACCAUCUUAAUUUCUUGCCCCCGACUACUAGAUAGAGAGGCGCUGCGUAUGACAACCUGCCUCACUUCUGAAGGCGAACAACAAGCCGCCAUGGUAUUUGUCUUUUCUCCGACCCACAGACAACUUGAAACAUACUGGUUUGGACAUUCAAAGCAAAGUGGCCUUCCGUACUGGCAUCGCGACGUUCUGAGUCUACCGAAUGGGAGCAGUGCUGUUCAAGGUGACAUUCAGUCGCUAGAGAUCCGUCCUGCCAGGCUUACUCAAGACGGAAAGCCCUCCUCCGGCCUAGGAGCAGAUUAUUACCGUGCAGGUGUUCAAUUCUAUCAAGGGAGUAUCUUGAGCAAGAAUCUAGGUGUACAAUACUGUAUCUGUGUUUCAGUCAAGGACCGCAGUAUGCAAAUUACACUGCCUACUGGACGACUUGUACGGUCCAAGACAGACCAGGCGCAGCGGUGGAAGAAAAAGCGCAAGCAGUUUCUGCGACAUAUGGGCCUCUCCUUCGUGCUUCCAGAUGGCAUGGCUGACAAUAUCAACGACGUUGUAAAGCGCCGCGAUCAAUCUACUGAAAUAGAUGUUAUGAACAACAGGGCAUCUGAAGUCCUGGGGCCUAUGAACCUCAAGCUGGACUUCAUGUGUCGAUAUCUUCAACAAAACCUUGUUGCUAUCUCCAAGGGCGUUCACGACAUUCCUCCUGCCCUUCUUUAUGCUAUUCAGGAGAAAAUUGCAGAGGGCAUGGCUGAUGGACGGCUCUCCCUAAAGACUUGGAAAGAGAUUGACGACCAAACGGGGUCCAUGGAUCUGGCUAGUUACAACGCAGAGCAACCAGACAUACUUGAUUUGUUCUUGGGCGAUGAUGGACAAACAGUGGUAACACAGCUUGGAAGACAAACUUCGGAGGAGUGGAUUCGGGAGCUUGUCAGUUUGUCGCAUCUCAAUCAAACGUAUGUGGACCUCUGGCUUGACCCUGUAGAAGGGAGGCUGCCUGAAGAAGAGGAGGAAAUAAGGAGAGGCUGGAUCGCAGACUUGGCCAAGGAUAUGUUUCUAGCAACAGCUGGUGUCAUGGUUCAAGAUAUGCCCCUUCUAGGGACAGCAAGCCAAGGGGGAGAUGAGAGAGCACCGCCUACACAAUCGAGUGCGAUGCAAAUCAGGUCAUCACAAACAUGGGAUGGUGGCAUCCCUUCCUCGCCUCCCAGCACGACAGCGAAUAUUACCAGCGAUUCUGCGAUCAGGCGAUUGCAGCUCCUCGCACCCUCGUUACAGUUGGACAAGAUGGAAACCGCCAAACAGUCAAGUGUUUUGUCGCGCUGGCCAACUGAACGCGGUGUCACCACCGACGACUACAUUUCUAGCGUUGCUAUUGCCAGCGACAGAAAGUUUGAGGAUGCAAGAUUGCGACUACAGAGGCUGGAAAACAAGCGCAAGGCACACGCAGAAAAGUACAGAUUGCCACCAGCUAUGCGACCAGGCGGCGAAUCCACACCCAAAGCCAAAAAGGCGCAAAUCCGGACAGGAACACUCGGUGCACCACCACGGUCAUCUCAAAUGCGUCCCCAAAGAGAAGACCUUGCAGAGCUGCCGCCUAUGCCAGCUGCACCAACACCUGCGCAGUUUAUGUCGAGCCAGCAGGGAAUGCCCAGCUCAUCUCAGAGCCAAGGUUUCUUUGGGCCUUCGAUUGCUAUGAGCCAACCAGUAUCAGGUAUUUUUGGAGAUAGGAAGAAGGCCAAAAAGCCCAAGAGAAAGAGUGGAUUUAGAUGA